GUGGACGGCAAAGUGGCGAAGUAAAAACACUGGUGAAAAUAAAAACCCUAGUGAAUUUUCAGCACAUAUGAUCUAUAGAUCUAUUUAUUUUGUUAUCAUUUCAUUGACAACCCUAUAGACAUUUAUCGUAAAUGCAUGCAUGUAGAAAUAUCUUAAAUUUAACAACGAUUGCAUUCAUUCACCUUCUAAACUGACCGGCAUGACACUUCGUCGCAUGAGACCAAUUUUAUUAAUUUCCGCAUCACUGUUGGCAUUUCAUUUGCUAACGUCAAUGGAAAGUGGACGCAAGCAAAACGUCAAAAAAGAAGAAGAAAAAUUAGAUUUUGGAAAAUUGGAAGCAAGAUACUCGGUGGCGGAUAAGAAGCAGUAGAACAGCGGCAGCAAUAACUACUUAAAAAUCAAAAUUUGUAAAAUUUUUAUAAAUUACCAACGAUGGCACAGAGGGCACAGGAAUUAGCGGAAAAGUACCGGAAAUCAGUGGAAGAGGCGCUCAAAGACCGCAGCAAACCCUGGACUCAAGCUUUUGAAUUUGUCGAAGCAAAAACAAACGUUCCCAGAUUAUAUUUAUUUUUGGGUGCUGCUGCAUUCUGCGCAUUGUACUUGAUUUUCGGCUAUGGCGCUCAGUUGCUGUGCAACACGAUCGGCGUUGCUUAUCCUGCCUACAUCUCUAUUCAUGCCAUUGAGUCGAGUACAAAAUUGGACGAUACCAGAUGGUUAAUCUAUUGGGUGACUUAUGCCAUAUUGUCAUUGAUUGAAUAUUUCUCUGGCUUUUUGACCGCAGUCAUACCAUUUUACUGGUUAUUAAAGUGUGCCUUCCUUAUUUGGUGUAUGCUGCCCAUUGAAAGAAACGGUUCUUUCGUCAUCUAUCACAGCGUUGUACGUCCAUAUUUUCUGAAACAUCACCGAGCUGCAGAUGAAUUCAUUGAUAAGGUGGCAGCUAAAGCAAAGGAUUCGAUUCACAGCAUUACUAAACAAGAUUAAAUGUCGUUGGGCUAUGUAUUUUAUUACCUAUUACUGAGAGCGAUGGCAUUUCAUCGAAAACGUAAAAAAUAAUGUAAAAUCAACAGCAACAUCAAUUCUUGGAUAGUGCAAAAAGAACAAAGUAUGGAAAAAAUAACAGUAAACACAAAGUUCAAUGGCAUAGUAUAAACGUAUUCAACAACACCUAAAAUCUUUUAAGGUAUCGUCGGAUUACUCAGUCCACAUUUUUUAAGUAAUAAACUAAAAACAGAAAUUUAGAGUGUAGCACUUAGCAUUUUUUGGUAAAUUUUGAGCACACAACUAGCAUAUAUAAUCAUUUGAAACAAGUGUGAAAUGGAUAUAUCAAUAUUUUCAAUUCAAGAAAAAACACCUUACUAUUGAAAAAAGAUUUUUAAAACAUAAUACACAUACAAAUGUGAGUUGAUAAUUGUUGAUACUAGCAUUUUGCACCAAUCCAAAAAAAGCUUACUCGUUGCUUUUAAAAUUUUUAU
This is a messenger RNA of Ceratitis capitata (Mediterranean fruit fly), 1472 nucleotides long. RefSeq names its product receptor expression-enhancing protein 5 (gene ReepB). NCBI's taxonomy places the organism in Eukaryota, Metazoa, Arthropoda, Insecta, Diptera, Tephritidae. The transcript is spliced from 5 exons. The coding region runs from base 433 to 981 and encodes 182 amino acids. The record is from RefSeq and is a predicted model, not a curated record.